Molecule: messenger RNA, 672 nt
Organism: Brassica napus (rape)
Lineage: Eukaryota; Viridiplantae; Streptophyta; Magnoliopsida; Brassicales; Brassicaceae
Product: protein RADIALIS-like 5
Exons: 2
Coding region: 116-412 (98 amino acids)
Molecular function (GO): DNA-binding transcription factor activity
Source: RefSeq, a predicted model, not a curated record
UCUUGGCCUUCGUUUGUAUUCGUAACUUAGCAUCAAUCCCUUUUCUUUCUCUUAAAUCGUUUACCAAACAUAUUAUCUCCAAAAAAAAUCCCCUAAAGAAAGUUCAUACUACAAAAUGGCCUCAAGUUCUAUGAGCUCGUCUUGGACGUCUAAACAAAAUAAGAUGUUCGAGAGGGCUUUAGCCGUUUACGAUAAAGACACUCCCGACCGUUGGCAAAACGUGGCCAAAGCCGUUGGAAGUAAAUCGGCAGAGGAAGUCAAACGUCACUACGACGUUCUCGUCGAAGAUAUUGAGAACAUCGAACAAGACUUGGUCCCUUUGCCCAAAUACAAGACCAUCGAUGUUGGAAGUAAAUCACGAGGCAUCAAUGAUUUUGAUUUGAGGUUAAUGAAGAAUAUGAGAAUCCAGUGAAGUAAGCAAUACUGCCUAUAGAGGAGGAAUAUAUUCGCUUGCUGAUCACUGUAUCCGUUACCUUUUCACUGUGCUACUUUUUUAUUUCUUUUAUCUUAUUUAAUUUUUACAUCAAAUGAAUCAAAUUACGUAGAUAUUAUGGUUUUGUUUUUAUUGAUUGAUUAUUAUGUCUUUUGUCAAUUUUUGUGUUUUGAUUGAUAAAAUAUUAUGGCCUAGUUUCGACGCUUCACAAGCUAGUUAACUCCCUGUUUAUUACUAUU